CUCAAUAACCCUUGUUUACUUCAAAACAUCAACCUACUAACCUUACCUUACCUGUGUAACAUCGGACGAUUGCUGCUGGCAACGUACUUCGAACCUGAAUUCUACAGACGACUCAACUUGUCAGAUCUUCCUCCUGCCUCUGAUAUUGUCCUCAGCGAGAAACAACGGUACGAAGCGCGGUUGCGAUUUCAAACUCGACUAUCGCAAACUACCCCGAAUGCGCAGCGAGUCCCGUCAGUUGCUACAUAAUGGACCGCCGAACUCAUGAUGGCUGGAUGGACUGGGAAUACCACUCGCAGCCGCCCGUGGACCCGUCCAGCCCUUUUACAACCUUCUCUCAGACACGGCCGACGUCUUCGGUUAUGGACUCGCCGACGAAAUUCGCAAGCAACAACCCGUUUGCCUUCCCCGUUGCUUCCAGGGGAUCACCGGCCAAACCACAAAACCAACCGCGGCCGCCGGCAUCAUCAUUCUUCAACCCUCAGCUUCAGAGCAGGCAGUCAGCUCCGGCCUUCCGGAAUCCCGCAUUCACGACGCCCCAAAAGCGCCCUGAUGAACGUGUGUUCUCCGAGUUCUCUGGUGUCGAUUCGAGCCCGGCUAUGACGGACACAUCUGAGGUGCCGGCCGAGACGCCGGAAAUCUAUCGAGCGGAGGAUGACGUCAGCAGGUUGACUCUCACGUCGUCUCCCAGCAAGCAAUUGUUCAAAGAGGCCUUGUACAGAAACCAUGCGUCAGGGCGAGGGGAGAUCCCCAGGGGCAACAGGGACAAAGUUAGGAAGAGGAAGCGGCUGCAGAGCGACAGAGAUGUGGGCAGCGUACGAUAUCGUCUCCCUCAUGCGUCCGACGAUUCCGACAGCGAUUGGGAAGAAGGUGCGAGCGAUAGCGUGAAGGGAAGCAAGAAGGGAAAGACACGUCGAGGGGGCUGGUUCAACAACUUUUUGUCAGCCGUCAGCGACCACCCCAGUGCGCCAGCAAUUCUGUCGAAGUGGCUGCAGUUGGGCGUGAAUAUUAUCCUCCUCGGCAUCGUUCUUUUCGGCAUAUUCGGCCUCCUCGUUCAAAUACGAUCCGAUUUGUCUCAUGCCAGCGAGAAGGCCCGAGCCGCCAUCGCCAACGAGAUGUCCAUCUGCGCCGAUAAUUACUCCAAGAACAACUGCUCACCCCGAGCAAAUCGCCCUCCGGCUCUGGACGGACCUUGCAACGAAUGGGAGACAUGUAUGCACCAGGACCCGUCAGCAGUUAAGGUUGUUCAGAUCUCGGCGAGGAAUGUCGCCGAAAUCAUGAAUGAGUUUGUCGGCGUCUUAACGUUUAAGACAUGGGGCUUUAUUCUCUCGCUAUUCCUGGUUACAGUCGUCGCUAGCAACGUCGGUUUUGGAUUUCUUCGCGAAUCUACGCUUUCCCACUCGGCGAAGCCGCAUGUACCUUUGCAAUCGCCGCCGGUUGUACCCCCCGUUUUUGGGUCCGCGGCUGCGCACAACCCGCAGCAAGCCUACAUCUGGGCCCCUAUCGGCCGGGCCCCUCGCGACGUUCGCAGGAACUUGUUUGCAAGCGAUGCCGCGGAUUCGGAUGCAUCGCCAGAUUUCAAGGCGAUCAUGCCACCGGAGACCCCGUCGGGAAGGAGAAGUCCUAGCAAAGGGGACCGGGCACGGAGCCCAACGAAGGGAUUUUGAUAUGCGUGUUUGGGCUUCGCAUCGGCCGGAUCGGUUAGCUUGUCGCCAAUGGGUGUGUAAGACUACAUUGUAUAUAGCGCAGUUAUCAGUUGCGGCCUGGUAGCGAUUUUCUGCCAACUCUUUAGAGGAUGAUAUUGGUGUCGCUU
Molecule: messenger RNA, 1813 nt
Organism: Chaetomium strumarium
Lineage: Eukaryota; Fungi; Ascomycota; Sordariomycetes; Sordariales; Chaetomiaceae
Product: Di-sulfide bridge nucleocytoplasmic transport domain-containing protein
Exons: 4
Coding region: 249-1667 (472 amino acids)
Biological process (GO): nuclear envelope organization; lipid homeostasis
Cellular component (GO): nuclear membrane; nuclear envelope
Source: RefSeq, a predicted model, not a curated record